Molecule: messenger RNA, 1632 nt
Organism: Drepanopeziza brunnea f. sp. 'multigermtubi' MB_m1
Lineage: Eukaryota; Fungi; Ascomycota; Leotiomycetes; Helotiales; Drepanopezizaceae
Biological process (GO): GMP biosynthetic process
Cellular component (GO): cytosol
Molecular function (GO): GMP synthase activity; GMP synthase (glutamine-hydrolyzing) activity; ATP binding
Source: RefSeq, a predicted model, not a curated record
AUGGCUACCAACGCAGAUGCCACUGAGGCGCCUCACAACUUGUUUGAUACUAUCCUCACCUUGGAUUUUGGCAGUCAAUAUACUCACUUGAUCUCGAGACGCCUCCGCGAGCUCAAUGUCUACUCUGAGAUGCUCCCAUGCACCCAAAAGCUUUCCGAACUUACCUGGAAGCCUAAGGGUAUUAUUCUCUCUGGGGGACCAUACUCAGUCUACGAUAAAGAUGCCCCCCACGUCGACCCUGCGAUAUUUGAGCUUGGAGUCCCGAUUCUUGGUAUAUGUUAUGGUUUGCAAGAGAUUGCAUGGCACCACGGAAAGAAUGUAGUCGCAUCGACCGAGCGUGAGUUUGGCCAUGCAGAUAUUCAGGCAAAGAGAGAGAGCGGACAUGUCGAUAAGCUGUUCAUUGAUCUGGAGGAUGAUGUCAAAGUCUGGAUGUCGCACGGCGACAAGCUUGGAGCCCUCCCACCUCAAUUCCACAUCAUUGCGACCUCGCAAAACUCACCAUACGCCGGAAUAGCACAUCAAACGAAGCCCAUCUAUGGCAUCCAAUUCCAUCCCGAGGUUACACAUACACCACGAGGAGUUAAAUUGUUGGAGAACUUCGCGGUUGGGAUCUGUGGUGCCAAGCAGAGCUGGACAAUGGCUACCUUCGUUGACAAAGAGAUUGCUAGAAUCAGAGCUUUGGUUGGGGAGAAGGGACAAGUUAUCGGAGCAGUCAGCGGGGGGGUCGAUUCCACCGUGUGCGCUAAGCUCAUGCAGAAGGCCAUCGGAGACCGCUUCCACGCUGUCUUAGUUGAUAAUGGCUGCAUGCGACUGAACGAAUGCGCGGACGUCGUCAAGACUCUCAAGGAGCACCUGGAAAUCAAUCUCACACUGGUCGAUGCCUCGAACGAAUUCCUCGACGGUCUCAAGGGAAUCCACGACGAUCCAGAGAAGAAGCGAAAGUUUAUUGGUGGAAAGUUCAUUGACAUCUUCGAGGCCGAGGCUAUCAAGAUAGAAGAGGCUGCCAAGAACUCCCCAAAAGCAGGACCCAUCAAAUUUUUCCUGCAAGGAACUCUCUACCCCGAUGUGAUCGAAUCCAUCUCCUUCAAAGGACCUUCUCAAACCAUCAAGACUCACCACAAUGUCGGUGGUCUCCCAGAACGCAUGAUGAAUGGCCAAGGACUCACCCUCAUCGAGCCUCUCCGCGAACUUUUCAAAGACGAAGUCCGCCAACUGGGACGUGAGCUUGGAAUUCCUCACGAUCUUGUCAUGCGUCACCCGUUUCCCGGCCCUGGAAUCGCUAUCCGUGUCUUGGGCGAGGUCACCCGCGAUCAAGUGGCAAUCGCUCAAAAAGCUGAUCACAUCUUCAUCUCGGAGAUAAAGAAAGCAGGUCUCUACGAUCAAAUCUCUCAAGCCUACGCAGCUCUGUUGCCUGUCCGAGCCGUUGGAGUCAUGGGAGACAAGCGAGUGCACCAGCAAGUCAUCGCUCUGCGCGCCGUCUGCACCACCGAUUUCAUGACUGCGAACAUCUUCCGCUUCGACUGGGACUUCCUCGAGCGCGUCUCGAGCCGCAUUACCAAUGAGGUCGAUGGCGUAUGCCGUGUCUUUUACGAUACAACCAGCAAGCCUCCAGGAACUAUCGAGAUGGAAUAA